AUGUUUUCAUCAACAUUCUUUUAUUUGGGAUGUAUAAUUGGUCUUGUUUCCUAUACACUUUAUACACUUAGGAGUGUGACAGUUGUAACUCAAACUAGACCAUAUAAAUUGAUUAAAGAUAAUAAUGACGUUAAUAUUCAAUAUUGUAUUAGAACUGAUCAUUAUUUUGAAUCUAAAUUAUCUGAUAAGCUUCAUGCGUGGUUAUAUAGACCAAAUAUUCAAAAAGAUUCAUCUGCAGUUAGACCUGUUAUUCUAAUGGCAGUUGGUCUAGGUACACAAAAAGAUUUUAAUAUAUAUGUUCACUAUGCUAAUUUACUUUGUAGUAAUGGAAUUGCAACAUUUAUAUUUGAUUAUUCUCACUUUGGGGGAUCAGAAGGAACUCCAAGGAAUCUUAUUGAUCCUAUUAAACAAAGAAAUGAAAUAAAAAGUGCUAUAGAUUACAUAUAUAACAAUAAUGAGAUUGAUUAUUUAUUGAACCAGACUAAUAAUAGUGCCAGAAAGUCACUUUGUCUUUGGGGAACAUCUUUUGCAGGAGGAAUGGUCUUCUUAACAUAUUCAGAUAUAAGAGAAGAGAUGAUAACGGGAGCUCCAAGUCCUCUAAUUCACUGUAUAGUAGCUCAUAUUCCUUUUUUAAAUAAAAUAUCAGUACUUGAACAUAUCCAAAUACGUGGUAUUCAGAAUAUUUUGAAUUCAUUAAUGCUGGCAGUAUUAGAUAAGAUGUCAAGUAUAAUUUUUAAAGAUAUAUCAUUAAAUAUUCCUAUAGUUUCAAAAGUGAGAACUUCAGUAAUGAGGUUGUCUGAUACUGAUUAUAACGAAUGGGAAAAUAUUAGGAUUAAAGAUGAAAAGUCCAAUUUAUUAAAUAAUUGGGUCAACUUAACUCCUGCAAGAUCCUUGUGGAAUAUGUUGAAGCAUACAAAUCCAAUAUUAAAAGCAGAAUAUGUUGAUAUUCCUAUUCUGUUACUUCCUGCUAUGAGUGACUGUUUCUUAAAUAUCACUAAAGUUAUUGAAUUUGCAGCUAAAAUUGACAAGAAGUGUGUAAAUUGCACUCAUAUUCUUGCUUUAGAUGGAGGACACUUUAGUUUUAAAGCUGGUAAUGAAACAAAGAAGUUAAUUAAAGAGGUUAGUAAAUUUAUCUAUGAUAGUAUAUAUGUAAACAAAAGUGUAUAA
Cryptosporidium muris RN66 is the source of this 1167-nucleotide messenger RNA. RefSeq lists its product as uncharacterized. NCBI's taxonomy places the organism in Eukaryota, Apicomplexa, Conoidasida, Eucoccidiorida, Cryptosporidiidae. The coding region runs from base 1 to 1167 and encodes 388 amino acids. The transcript has a single exon. The record is from RefSeq and is a predicted model, not a curated record.